CUGGUAACAUAUAAACACAACAAACCAAACAGGCAAACUCUUGCACCAUCGCUACCGCAACAUUUUACCACAGAGGAAUGCCACUGUACAUGGAUUACAAGCAGGCUAAAAGGAAAAAGAGCUGAUUAGACCUCAGACCGCCCACUGAACGGGAUGACGGCCACAGCUGCAGUGGAGGCACCAAAAAUGGAGAAGAGUGCCUCCAAAGAAGAGAAGCAGCAACCUAAGCAGGAUAGCACGGAGCAGAGCAAUGCUGAUUCUGAAGAGUGGAUGAGCUCUGAGAGUGACCCUGAACAGAUAAGCCUUAAGAAUGGUGACAACAAUAAUAGCUGCCAACCUGGGGAUGGUCAGUUGAAGAAGAAGGGGAUGUCCUCUAAACCACACCGCCAGCUCUGUCGAUCACCCUGCCUGGAUCGUCCAAGCUUCUCUCAGAGUAGCAUUUUACAGGAUGGUAAGCUUGACUUAGAAAAGGAAUACCAAGCCAAGAUGGACUUUGCUCUAAAGCUGGGCUAUGCAGAGGAACAGAUUCAAUCAGUACUGAACAAGCUGGGCCCUGAAUCCCUUAUUAAUGAUAUAUUGGCAGAGCUUGUCAGACUUGGGAACAAAGGUGAUUCAGAAGGUCAUGUCAACUUGAGUCUGUUAGUGCCUCGUGGGCCCAGCUCCAGAGAGAUUGAAAGUCCUGAAUUGUCUCUUGAAGAUGAAAUAGACAACAGUGACAAUUUGAGGCCGGUUGUCAUUGAUGGAAGUAAUGUGGCAAUGAGCCAUGGCAAUAAAGAAGAAUUCUCCUGCAGAGGAAUACAACUUGCUGUGGAUUGGUUUCUAGAUAAAGGCCAUAAAGAUAUUACUGUAUUUGUGCCUGCAUGGAGAAAGGAGCAAUCCCGCCCUGAUGCACCAAUUACAGAUCAAGAUAUUCUUCGUAAACUGGAGAAGGAAAAGAUUCUCGUCUUCACGCCAUCCCGAAGGGUCCAGGGCAGGAGGGUUGUCUGCUACGACGACCGGUUCAUAGUCAAACUGGCUUUUGAUUCUGACGGCAUCAUUGUAUCUAAUGACAACUACAGAGAUCUUCAAGUCGAAAAGCCAGAAUGGAAGAAGUUUAUAGAGGAGCGAUUGCUGAUGUAUUCUUUUGUGAAUGACAAAUUUAUGCCUCCAGAUGAUCCUUUAGGACGUCAUGGCCCGAGCCUUGAAAAUUUCUUAAGAAAGAGACCUGUUGUUCCUGAGCACAAGAAGCAACCAUGUCCUUAUGGCAAAAAAUGCACCUACGGCCACAAGUGCAAAUACUACCAUCCGGAGCGGGCCAACCAACCCCAGCGUUCGGUGGCUGAUGAGCUCCGCAUCAGUGCCAAACUGUCCACAGUGAAAACCUUGAGCGAAGGCACCCUGGCCAACUGUGGCACAGGGAUGUCUAGUGCCAAAGGUGAGAUAACCUCAGAGGUCAAACGUGUGGCCCCCAAGCGCCAAUCAGAUCCUAGCAUCCGGUCCAUGGCUGUGGAGCCUGAGGAAUGGCUGUCUAUGGCCCGUAAGCCUGAGGCCAGCUCUGUCCCCUCACUUGUGACUGCCCUAAGUGUCCCCACAAUUCCACCCCCCAAAAGCCAUGCAGUGGGUGCACUCAACACUCGUUCGGCCAGCAGCCCAGUGCCAGGAUCCUCCCAUUUCCCCCACCAGAAGGCCUCUCUGGAACACAUGGCCAGCAUGCAGUACCCCCCCAUCCUGGUUACCAACAGCCAUGGGACCCCUAUUAGCUAUGCUGAGCAAUACCCAAAGUUUGAGUCCGUAGGGGACCAUGGCUACUAUUCAAUGUUAGGUGACUUCUCCAAACUGAACAUCAACAACAUGCAUAAUCGAGAGUACUACAUGGCUGAAGCAGACCGGGGGGUGUAUGCCCAGAAUACCAGCCUCUGUCCUGAUAGCCGUGUGAGCCAUCCCAGGAAUGACAACUAUUCCUCUUACAACAACCUGUACCUGGCUGUAGCUGAUGCCCAUCCUGAAGGCAGUUUGAAGCUGCACCACUCAGCAUCUCAGAACCGUCUUCAGCCUUUUCCUUAUGAUUACCAUGAAGCCUUAACGCGAGUACAGAGUUAUGGCCCAGAGGAUUCUAAGCAAGUCCACAAGCAGUCAGUCCCCCACUUAGCUUUGCAUGCCCAGCACCCAGCAACUGGAGCACACUCCAGCUGUCCUGGAGACUACUCCAUGCCUCCCAAUAUCCAUCCCGGGGCAACCCUCCAACCAGGCCGUGCCCUAGUGAUGACUCGGAUGGAUAGCAUUUCUGACUCCCGCCUCUAUGAAAACAACCCCAUGAGGCAAAGACGACCUCCUCUGUGCCGGGAACAGCAUGCCAGCUGGGACCCGCUGCCCUGUGUAACCGACUCCUAUGGCUAUCACUCCUAUUCCUUGAGUAACAGCCUCAUGCAACCAUUUUAUGAGCCAGUUAUGGUACGGAGCGUGCCUGAAAAGAUGGAGCAGCUUUGGAGGAAUCCUUGGGUUGGAAUGUGCAAUGAUUCCAGGGAGCAUAUGAUCCCAGAGCACCAGUAUCAGACCUACAAGAACCUCUGCAAUAUUUUCCCUUCUAACAUCGUCCUUGCAGUGAUGGAGAAGAAUCCCCACACAGCAGAUGCCCAGCAAUUGGCAGCCUUGAUUGUUGCUAAGCUUAGGGCUGCAUGUUGACAUGACAUAGGACUUAUUCUUUUAUACAAUACGAAUAUUAAUACUAAUAAUACAUUAAUACUAUGAUUACAGUAACUAAUAAUUUGUGUUGCACUUUACAAGUUACAGUGUUUACAUCAUUUAAGCACAUAACAACUCUUAUUUUAUAGAGAAGGAAAUUGAAGCUCAGUGAGAUUAAGUCACUUGCUAAGGUCACACUGCUAGCAAAUGACCAAGUCAAGACGUACACCCAAGUCCUCUGACUCCAAGUCCUAUGCCCUUUUGCACUGCACCAUGCAGGUAAUGGAGGACAAAACCCCAAGGGAUUCCAUUAUCAGCAUUUUCUUAGUCACAGUCUAUAUUACAAAGUAUGGAUGAUAUAUAAAAUUUAGCGAGCAAAAGCAUCAGGACCAGAUCGUAUGUUGAAUUAACUUUUUAGGUUUUUUUAAUAGGAAUAUUUAAAGCUAUUUAAAAGUAAAUGCAUACUUUAUUGCAUGGAUAGCUGAUCAUUCAAUAUUUCUAUCAAUUAAGCUUUAGGGUCACACUGAAGCUUCUAGAACUAUAUUUCACACCUAUUGUUAGCAAUUAUAUUGCAUGUCUGAAUGUAUAUAUUUGGUUUGAGAUGUGUAUCUGUAUAACCUUUUACAUAAUGGUAAUGAGAAGCUAGGCUCUGCACAGUCCUUAGUCUACAGCUGUAUAGAUCAUGAAUCUGACUUGAUGAUUUUAUGUCAUAUUUCAUAGUUUUGGUUAUUUUUGAAAGUGAAAUUACAUGCCAAUGUUUUAACAUUGCUUUCUUGGGCACCAGAAAAAAACAGCUCUAUUUCCUUUGCACUUUUUACUUGCCAACAGUUAUUGACAGUUCUUAGCUUCCAAGUCUCUUCACCUCAGCAAUUAGGGGUCAGGUUGCAGCCUUCUUCUGCAGAGGAGCUGAUGGAUAACCUCAAGUUUUGAACAUAGAAUGUGUUUGCUACACAAGUGCAGAAGAGUUUGACCAGGACCAAGGGACUUUCUACCAGAGUCCACAAACCUUAUUCCAGAAGAGAUGGCUCAUAUGGCAUUAAAUGAUGAAUACAAAAGCUUCACUCCAGGAGGGACUAAUGGAUGCUCUUCGGACUUCUGACCUAUGCAGUAUUCAAUAUCACAAGAUGAAAUGUAACGGAGGACAGUGCAUAGCCAUGUAAUCCACUUUCUCCUGCUGUCCACCUUUUGGGCAAUAAGGUCAAUCAUUGGUGGAGCAGAAUUUCUUUAGGAAACAAAACCAGGGGAUUUUCUAGGUGGAAAAAGGCAGCUUCCAAAAGCGGAUGCUGCAUCUUUACUAAGAGCUGGCUUAGUUACGCACUGCAAAUCCAUGCAGAUGGUACACUUGCCAUUAGAUAUUUCUUAAAUGCAUUACUAAAGAAGGCAAGACUCUGGGGUUGGGAGGGACCAUUUGUGCAACUUGUAUCUUGCUCAGGGUGGGAACCUUUGUAGCUAGAUGCCUCUAGGAGAGGCAUUGUUUUUUUAAGCUGCACUAACUGAACUCCCUUUUUGAAUCCAUUGUAUAUUUCAACAUUUUGAACCAUGUCCAGCACAGUAUUUCUUGAGCUGGAACUUGCUAACUUCUAUGGUCAUUUUCAUGAAAGUUAAGAAGGCCUGGCCUUGGCCUUUUGUUUCUUCAUGAGAAGGUGUGACACUGCCUAUAAAUGUUUCUUACUGUGAAACACUCCGAAUGUGAGGCUGUAGUCAGGGUUGUUUCUGGUGGUUUGAUAAUGGCUUGCAUGCUGCUUCCUGGCUUUCUGUGUCUGUCCAAGUUGAUUAAUACUGCAUCUCAACCAAUGUUUCCCUUCAGUUAACCACAGCUUCACAUUCACCUCCUAUCCUCUAAUCUUCCCAUCCCCCAGCAUACUGAUAAAGUGUAGGUCCACAGAGAGUGACAGUUGCCACUGCAGUGCUUGCUAUUUCACACAAACACCAUUUCAUUCCUUCAACUUUUUGGACCUUCUAAACCUGCCCUGUGUCUAAAUCAGGGUAUUUGACAAUCUCAGAUGACUCUAAUGCCUUUGUGCCAGUUAAUUCAUCUUCCUACCAAAAUCAUCAAUGGCACCGCAGUAUUGACUAGCUGCACAAUUUACAGGGAAGCACAAGAUUAUCCUUGUCAGCUGCAGUUCAUCUUGAACAUGUUCAUAUUUAGUACUCAAAAAAAAUAUAAGCUCCUCCCAAUACAGGAAAUAUUUUAAGGCAGAACAUCUAUCUUAUUUCCUAAAAAUUAUUGUCAUUCUUCUCCUCUCAUAAGAUGUGUAUGAACCAAAGCUAGGAGCAAAGCCUCAAAUAACCAGAAAUGACCUUUUGUUGAUACAAAUUGUAUCUUUUUUUUUUUUUUUUAUUGUAUAGAAACAAAUGUACAAAACUCAUCUUAAGCUAGGUUCCUACUGAAUUUUCACCAUGAUGUUUGUGGCACUAUGUGUCACAAGGAAGUAGCCCAGGGGUCAUGAAGGAGCUUUUAUUUCCAAAGGGUAGUAAUAGUUUAUAGACAAGGCCUCUUUAUUACUAGGUACACAGCUAUUGUGUGUACAAUUUCGAGCAUUAUAUUGCAUAAGUUCUCUUCAGCCUAUUAAAUUUAAUAUGUCCUUGAGAAAGGGAUUUUGUGUAAAAAGUAUCAGUGUUAGUGAAUCAUCUGCAGGAAUCUAAAAAUGGAGCUGUAUAACUAUGAAUGCAUAAAGAUUGGUUCUUAAUUAUUAGAGAAACAUUUUAUUUAUAAUGAGGUCUGCAUACUUCUUGACUUUUCCAUUUUGUCUAUAAUUAUAAAACAGCAAAUAACAGAGAAGUAUUGGGACCCCCCUUGAUUCCCACGGUAAUACAAUCAAGCUUCUUUCAUGGGGCUAAGAGUGUGUCCUUCAGGAUACUUACCUCUAAGCACUCAGCAGGGGUUACUGCACAUUGUUUUUUGUGGUUUUCAAGAAGCAGUAUAUUUUGCAAGAGGUGCUUUGUAAUAUUCUUUAACUGAUUUUCUGACCUCAUGGCAAGUCUGUGCCUGUUCAGGACUUAGAUUUUGUAGAUUUUGUGAUUUGUAUGUGUGUGUGUAUGUGUGUGUAAUUUUGUUGUUGUUUUCAUUUUGAUCUAAAAGAUAAGUGUGACCCUGGAGUGGCACGGUCAAUCCAGGGCACUCUUUCUGUAAGACAGCUCAGAGGAAAGGUGUCUGCCUUUUCAAAGGUAACAUCAAACCACUGCACUCUUUGUUAAGGUGCCAGGUAUGGAAGGUAGAAUGCCUUCUGGAAAUGGUCUAAGAAACUUUUCUUCUUCUAAGUAAUGAAACACAUAGCAUGAUUCAUUCUCUCUCUCUCUCUCUCUCUCUCUGCUAGUUUCCAGGAGAAUACUUCUCUAACAUUUAUUUUUUUCUAUUUUGGAAUAAAUUCUCUUUAUACAGUAAUUCAAAUAUUGAUAUCCAUUUACCUUUGGCACUGAGUUUUCUUCUAACAUAGAAGAGUUCAUUUUGAGAGACACUCAGUUACCAUUAUUUAUGCUGUAAGUAUGGCACUUUGUAUUAAUGUCCUUUUUCAGGGCCAACAAUUUCAAUACUUUGUUUUACUCUGUGAACCGGGUCUGGGUCUGCACAGGGAAAGUAAUGCCGAGCUGUCCAAAGAGCCCUGUUCAGGGCUCCUCCUAACCCUUCUCUUCCUUCCCUUAGUUUGCUUCUCCUCAGGUCUGACACUGAGGAGUGCCUAGUCUUCGACUGAAAUGACACUAUAGUUAGUUCUCAUUGGAAACCAAACCAGUAUAUUUCUGGAAACUGCUUGUAUAAAGUAGUCAAUGCCUUUGUAAAGAUUCAGCAUAUUCAUUAUCUAUUGUAUUGUAGCUAGCUAUAUACAUAGGCAGAUUGACUAUUUUUAGUCCUGGUUUGUGUAUCAUUGAGCUAUAGUAGUUUGCUUUAUCCAUUUGUGGGAUUAAACAAUACUGUUUAAUGGUUGUAAACUUUUAUAAAACCUCUUUGGGUUUUUUGUUUGACCCAAACAUAAUGUAAGUCUCAAUGACAAAAUACACAAAGCCAAUCAGAGGUGAGUGAAAAUAUAUCCCUUCCCCAGUUGUCUGCCCCUGUAAUGCACGUGCAAUGUUUUGUAAUAUGUUCUCACUAGCAUGAAUAUGUUCUGACUACUUCAUGAGGCUUUAAUUUGUUUUACCUAUAAUUGUGAUGGAAAAUGCUGUAAUGUUGAGAACAAUGAACUGUAACUACACUUAUUUACUGCAUAAACUAUUUGUCUACUAACCA
Molecule: messenger RNA, 6883 nt
Organism: Galeopterus variegatus (Sunda flying lemur)
Lineage: Eukaryota; Metazoa; Chordata; Mammalia; Dermoptera; Cynocephalidae
Gene: ZC3H12B
Product: zinc finger CCCH-type containing 12B
Exons: 5
Coding region: 154-2661 (835 amino acids)
Cellular component (GO): cytoplasmic ribonucleoprotein granule; nucleus
Molecular function (GO): metal ion binding; mRNA binding; RNA endonuclease activity
Source: RefSeq, a predicted model, not a curated record